AGAGAGCAUAUCCGGUAUUUCGCGCCGAGCCAAGCAAGCGGUCCAAACGAACCGGCCAUGUCCUUCCUUUCUGCUGCGCUGGGCGACGACCUGACCCGCCAGAUCCACGCGUCCAAGAUCUUGGUCGUCGGCGCCGGUGGCAUCGGCUGCGAGCUUCUCAAGAACCUCGUCUUGAGCGGCUUUGUGGACAUUACGAUCGUGGACCUCGACACGAUCGAUGUGUCCAACUUGAACCGGCAGUUUCUCUUCCGCUCGCAGCACGUGGGCAUGAGCAAGGCGAUCGUGGCCCGCGAGGUCGCGCUCCAGUUCAACCCGUCGGCCAAGAUCACGGCGCACCACGAAAACAUCAAGUCGAGCCGAUACGCGAUCGAGUACUUUGAGCAGUUUGCGCUCGUGCUCAACGCCCUCGACAACGUCGACGCGCGCAAGCACGUCAACCGGCUCUGCCUCGCGGCCAACGUCCCGCUCAUCGAGAGCGGCACGACUGGGUACCUCGGCCAAGUCUCGGUCAUCAAGAAGGGUGAGACCGAGUGCUACGAAUGCACGGAGAAGGCGACGGCCAAGGUGUACCCGAUCUGCACGAUCCGCAGCACGCCCGACAAGAUGGUGCACUGCAUUGUCUGGGCAAAGGAGUGCUACAAGCUGCUCUUUGGGAAGACGCAGGACUCGAUGCUCUGGGAGGACCCGACCAACGACGACAAGUCGGCCUUCAUGGACAGCAUCCUGGCGCGGGACCUUGCGCCGACCGAGUAUGCGCGCGGCGUCUUCCGCGGUCUCUUUGAGCACGAGAUUCAAAAGAAGCUCGACAUCAAGACGUACAAGACAGCGACCAAGAUGCCCCGGACGAUCGUUCUCGACGAUCUCUCGCUGCCGCCGCCGCCCGUCGACAAGUGGCACGACCGCAUGCUCUGGUCGCUCGACGCCUGCGCGCAGACGUUCCUCGAUACGGUCGCCACGAUUCUUUCUUCCAACGACGACGUCGGAAGCCUCGAGUUUGAUAAGGACGAUACGCACGCGAUGCACUUUGUCGCGGCCGCCGCCAACCUCCGCGCGCACGUCUUCCAGAUUCCGAUGGAGUCGCUGUUUGCGUGCAAGGGCAUCGCGGGCAACAUCAUUCCGGCGAUUGCAACGACCAACGCGAUUGUCGCCGGCCUCCAAGUGCUCGAAGCGUUCAAGCUCAUUCGUCUCUCGCUCGAGACGACCAAGUCGAUUGCGACCACGUGCAAGUACACGUACUGCAACCGGUCCUGGGACGGCCGCGGCGUGCUCCUCAACCCCGUCGCGCUCUCGGUGCCGAAUCCUAAGUGCUUUGUGUGCUCGCGCCAAGUGCUCGACCUCGCGCUCAUGCUCAAGACGACGACGCUCCAGCAGCUCGUGGACCACGUGCUCAAGAAGCGCAUGGGCAUGAACGCGCCGACCGUCUCGAUUGGUGCCAACACGAUUUACGAGGAAGGCGAGGACGCCGAAGAGAGUCUGCGCGUGAACCUCGCCAAGCGCCUCGACGAGCUUCCUGGCGGCGGCGUCCACCACGACACGGUGCUCACGGUCGAGGAUUUCUCGCAGGAUUUCAACAGCUCGCUCUGCAUCAAAGACUGGGCGCCGGCCGCCGAGGCGGCGGACGAGCCAUCGGCGUUUCCCUUCUUGCUCGGCCCUGAAUUUGCCAAGUGGAAGCUCGAGCAGACCAAGACGAUGGCCGACAAGGACGGUGGCAAGGACGACGACGACGACGAUAUUGUUGUCGACGACCUCCACGAGAAGCGCAAGCCGCCAGCGGCGCUGGAGUCGCCGGCGCACAAGCGCGCCAAGCUCGACUAA
Messenger RNA from Saprolegnia parasitica CBS 223.65, 1815 nucleotides. RefSeq lists its product as hypothetical. The transcript has 4 exons. Gene Ontology annotation, biological process: protein sumoylation. Gene Ontology annotation, molecular function: SUMO activating enzyme activity. The record is from RefSeq and is a predicted model, not a curated record. Gene Ontology annotation, cellular component: cytoplasm; SUMO activating enzyme complex. The coding region runs from base 58 to 1815 and encodes 585 amino acids. Lineage: Eukaryota; Oomycota; Saprolegniomycetes; Saprolegniales; Saprolegniaceae.